UAAAAAAAAAAAAAACAUGGGCGGGGCCUCUGCCUCUAACCAAUGAACGGCCUUCUUGGCGUUUAAAAAGAUCCGUGUGUCAAAUCUCACGGCUCUGGCCCUCCUCCUCGUGAGCCCAGCCUCCCUUCUCCCAGUCCCUACUACGCCUCAAUCGCCAUAUUGGGUGCUGAGAGGCUACUCUGCAGUUUCAGUCGGUGCAGGGCGAUAUUGACAGAGCGUCCUCGGUUCCUGCGCAGCUUGUUUUGAUGAUUCGCGGGGACUAUCUUCGGCGUCAGAGCACCGCAGAAGACGUUUGCGCCUCCAGCUUGCCGUACGCAUGGCCUAAGCCGUUCCACGCCUGUUUCGGAUCUUUCCCCCCGUGACGAGGAGAUACCCGUUGUUUUCUUGUGUUUCUUUUUUUUUUUUUCUUCCUUCUCCCCCAUUCUCCAGCGACGUGUUUUUUUUUUCACUCCUUCCUAUGAAAACCGGACCCUCCUGGCGGCUCCAACGAUCAGCGUUUCUUGGGGGAAAAAUGUCAGACGUCCGACUUUCAAACGGAAGCCCGACGUUGGAACGGACGGAGCCCCGGCUGUCGGAGCACCCGAAGCCGUCAGCCUGCCGGAGCCUCUUCGGCUCGGUGGACCACGAAGAGCUGCAGAGGGAUUUUAAGGGACACAUGCGGGAGCUGCUGGAGACGGCGUCCGCCAAGUGGAGCUUCGACUUCGCCGGUGACAGGCCGCUGCCGAACGGCAGGCUCACAUGGGAACCGGUGGACUCCGCGGACAUCCCGGACUUCUACGCGCGGCCGCCGCGGAGGGAGAAAGACGUCUGCUCUGGGAAUAACAACGUGGAUCUAAACGGGAAUCAUAGCUGCGUCCUGGUGGCUCCGAGCGAAGACGCGGGCACGCCGGGCGCUCAGACGGAGUGUAGCGAGCAGUGCGCCGGGCUGAGGAAAAGACCGUGUCACGACCCCACGGCGCAAAAUAAGAGGUCACGCAGCAGCUCGGACGAAGUGAGCCUGAGCCACUCGGUUGAACACACACCCAGAAAGUCCAGUCCCAGGAGACAGACGUGAAGACUAACAAAAACGAAGAUGCCCCCCUCCCCCUCCCUUUGUUUUUCCUUUAACACGGGAGACCUCAGUGUUGGCUUUCCCCCCCCUAUGGACGAGGAUCUACGCAGCAUCAGAAACAUAUCAGCUCUCCUGAAGACUGGGGAGGACGCUGUUGAAGCACUGAACAGAAACACUAAAGUUUUUUUGGCACUCAGUUAAAUGUUACUGCCUCUAACAGCAGUCGAUGUAGCAGUGUGCAAUUAGGUUGCUCCUUUUUUGCUCCUUUUUUGUUGUUUUUUUUUUUUUUUACUACCUGUGUGUGUAUAUAAAUUAAUAAAUAUAUAUUUCUCUCCAUAUGUAGCACAUAAGAAACAUUAUGAUUUAAAACAAAUCCUUUAUGUUUAAAAGUGUGAAUUUUGAUUUGACUUGAAGAUUUGCAGUGUAGUUUGAGACUUUUUUUUUUUUUAUGCUGUUCUGUUUGGCUGAAAAGCAAUGGAAGUUGAAAUGGUCCCUAAAUGCUACACUUUAAAAAAAAAUAAAAAUCACGGCUUCUUAGGAUUUCUUAAGUGUGACUUCAGUCCGUCAAAUUUUCUCGCUCAGCAUUGAAGAAUGGUACAAAUGUUGCUCGAAAUUUUUUUUUUUCCCCCUUGCAUUAUUGUCAUCUACAGCUCUUUAAAGAGUCUGAUCCACAGGAGGAAACUUAAAGAAAACCAAUCAUUGAGGUUAUUCUGAUAUUUAUUGGUUUAGCGUUGCUUUUAGCACCAGUUUAGGCCUGGUUUUUUUUUUUGUUUUUUUUUUCCCUCCCUGUUGUAGUUCUGCACUCUGUAGAUGCUGAGAUCCUCUUAGAGAAGGACAUACAAACUUCACACGCUGUGUUCUACUUGACUGUACCCUGAUGUGCCUUACCUCUCUACAGACGUGAGGGUUUUUUAUUUAGAAAGCGGUUAUAUCUCCUACAAUACCAAAUACAUGGUUGCUUCUUACGUAGAUGACUUCACAUUGUAUUUCUUUGUGAUAACAUAGGUGCUUUUUUUUUUUUCUAUCUCCCCUCCAUAUUUUAAACCUGCUGAGGAUGGAAGUGUGUGCAUCUCAAAGCUUCUCCUGUAUUUUCCUAAUGUUUGCUUUCUUUACUGAGACGAAGACCAGCUCGUCCCACAUAUGCAGUCACCACGCCUGUGUAAUUGUGUAGAUCUCUGAAAUGUACCUGUGUACAUAUUUUGUAAAAAAUUAAAACAAAAAACACUGAGAAACUAUGCUAACUUAUUUAUGUUGAGCUUUUUUUUUUCCUUUUUGUUAAAUGUAGAGUAAAAAAAAUGGGUUUUUGAUUACGGUUAUCCAAAGUGGCAUUUACUAUAAUUGUUUUGUAAAAGCAUAUUUUAUUUGGUAGAUUUUUUUUUUUUUUUUCCCCCUUUUAUAAGGUUGCAGUCUGAGCCUGAAAUAUUUGUUGUGCUUUUUUUUUUUUUUUUUUUUUUUUUUUUUGUAAUGUGUGGUUAAUUAAAAAAAAUGUUGCAAUCAAUAAAAGAGAAAUUUAAAGUA
Molecule: messenger RNA, 2569 nt
Organism: Fundulus heteroclitus (mummichog)
Lineage: Eukaryota; Metazoa; Chordata; Actinopteri; Cyprinodontiformes; Fundulidae
Gene: cdkn1bb
Product: cyclin-dependent kinase inhibitor 1Bb
Exons: 3
Coding region: 458-1054 (198 amino acids)
Biological process (GO): G1/S transition of mitotic cell cycle; regulation of cell cycle; negative regulation of cell population proliferation
Cellular component (GO): nucleus; cytoplasm
Molecular function (GO): protein-folding chaperone binding; cyclin-dependent protein serine/threonine kinase inhibitor activity
Source: RefSeq, a predicted model, not a curated record